UUGUGACUGUAGUGGGAAAGAAGACCGAUAGUUUUUUACAUCCUUGUUUGAGUUUCUGAGGGGGAAAGACAUGUUUUGCGGAGGAAAAGUAACGUGUGAGUCUGAACUGCACAGUGUUGAAAGCCGACAACCAGGGGAUGUUACCGAGUGUUGCGCGAGCCUCCUCGUUGGCCAAACAGGACCAUAAAUCUUUCUCCGAAGAGGAGAAAACCUCUGCUUGUGACUACCAAAAGGUGAAGAAGAGGAAAUAAGGAAGAGGAUCAAAGUGGAGGAGGGCAACCGUUUCGAAAGGAGUGCCUUUAGAAGUGAGGAUCGAGGAGCACGGCAGAUUCUGCAGCACUUUGUGAACAUUGAGGAAGAGAUGAGGCCGAUAAAGAAGCACAGGGGGCGUUCACCUCCAAUGACUAGAGGCAGAGGCGGGAAGAGGAGAGGAGGCGCCCAGCUCCUCCCGGAAAAAGACUCCAAAAAAGUCAAGAAGGAGAUGACCGUCAAAGCCGCACAGCACACAACCACCACUCCUUCAAAACGCAAACAGACUCUGCCCUCAGCGGCGAGCUCAAACGAAGAGCUGAUCACAAAUAGCAAAACAGUGAUGAAGGAGGAGCCCGCCGAGCCGAGGAAACCUGUGGAGUCGCAUGAGAAUAACCGAAAGAAGGACGAGGAGAAGAUAGAGAAGGAAAAAAUAGCGGGCACAAAUGGAAACAGUACCGUUGCCUCUGACGCUGUAGCAUCUCCGACAUCUGCCCCAGUGCCACUUUCCACGCCCACCCCCCCUCUGAUCACCAACCACAGCCCCAGUUUAGCCUCGGUUUCUAGCAGGAAAACAGCCACUUUUAAGGCUCGUGUACCCAAGAAAAAAUACACAUACGAGCAUUUUUCUAACAAUGCAAGUGUCAUGACUACCAUUCCUACCUCCAGCCCUGCACUCAUUCAUAACAGUUACUGCAACAGCAAAAUCGAUGAGAGCGAGAACACUCCCAACAAUAAUUAUAAGAGUAGUAACAGCGUCAGUAAUAGCAUUAAUGUUAGUAUUAGUAGUACUAACACUACAAAUGGCAGUAAAAAUAUGACUAACAUUAGUAACACUUGUGCAGGGACCCAUAGUGCUUUUAUCAAUAGCAGAAGUAAUAAUUGCUCAGGUAAUCAGUUGUCACUGCUGGUUGUGGAUAGUAAAGCUCCCAGAGGAGUAAAUCAUUUAGUCUCCAUGGAGGUUAAACCUCUCAGGACAGCAGAUUCCCAGGAAAGAGAGUCCCUGUCUGGAGAGCACGAGUUGGAAGGGCCCCCUAACUCGGUGCGCUCGUCCUCCACCGACACGGCCAGCGAGCACUCGGCCGACCUGGACAUGGUGGAGGCAACAGGACCGAGUCUGCAGCAGAAGAACUCCCACGUCCCAGCUCCUCUCCACAACUCGCUCCAUAAGGAGGCCGGUCUGGCUGAAGCUCUGGCGAAAGGCAUGAAGAACCAGAGAGUCCUGGCUCGUCAGAGAAAGAGGACCGUGGGAAGUGGGGUUCAGGCUGCAGGCAACAGAGACUCAUGCCCCCUGUCGCCUGUGUUUAGACAAGGUGUGGUGCGUUGUGUGAGUGGAGGCGCCGUUGAGGUCCAGCUUCAAGGAGAGGAGACCCUCAUUAAAUACCCCUUUCAUGGUGGAACUGUCAUGGCUUCGACCCCGGGAGCCGAGAGCACUGUGGAGCUCAUUUUGGAUGCGCCGCCACCUGGAACGGCACCGGUGGCUGUCGGGACCCAAGUGUGUGUGCCGUUCAGCGGAGAGGAAGGGGGUCCCCUUCUGUACAGAGAAGGGAUUGUUGCUCAGGUGGACCCGCACCCCGGUGUCUCCUUUCCUUACCAGGUGCUUUUAAGCGAAGACAAAGGGCCGCCGGGCGGAGGGCAGGAAGAGAAAAGAAAAGCAAACGGUCAGGCUGUGUGGGUGUCCCGACAGAGCCUGAGGCUACUCACCCCCCCCUGGGAAGUGUCGCAUUUAGAUGGUGGGAGGGCAAAAGAGAGAGAGCGGGAGAGAGAGAGGGAAGAGAGGGAGCGGCGGGAAGAGAUGGAGGUAGAAAGGGAAGUGUGCCAGUUGAGUAUUGGGAUGGGGGUGCUGGGAGGUGGAGCCAGGAUGGGUCAUGUAUUUUCACAUGACGUGGUCACAGUAGGACAUACGUACGGAAACCUGCACCCACCAAACCAUUCCUCCACUGCGGCGUCCAGCGUGGCGGUCAGCACAGGUCACGGCUGCGUAGAGAAUUAUUCUGACAGGGAAAGACAGAAGCAGCCGAACACUCCGGAGGAAGAUGUUGAGGUGUCCCGUUUUAACAUGGGAGUCACGAUCGCUUCAAAACCAAAUGUUGGGACCACUCAGCACAGAAACAUCCUCUCUAAAUCCAGUGGCUACCCUCCCUCCUCCUCCUCCACCUCCUCGUCCGCCUCUUCUUUCUCCUCACACCUCACUGUGGUGCGUGGUCUGGGACCCCCGCACCUCUCCACUAUAAGUAGUCCUCAGCCACCCAAAUCCCCCGCCUUACCGGGGUCUGACACAACAAGCACCACUCCAAACCUACCUCCAUCCAAGACCACGCCCACCCAGACCCCUACUCCCACUUCUGGUGCCGGGUCCUCCUCUACCUCCUCUCGCUCGCGGACUCCCCUCUCGCUGGCACAGCAGAAGUACAAAAAGGGCGACGUGGUGUGCACGCCCAAUGGCAUCCGUAAGAAGUUCAAUGGGAAGCAGUGGAGGAGGCUGUGCUCCAGGGAGGGCUGCAUGAAGGAGUCUCAGCGUCGAGGAUACUGCUCCAGACAUUUGUCUAUGAGGACCAAAGAGAUGGAGGCAGCAGGUGGAGAGAGGGGAGGAGGAGGAGGCAGCAGCUCAGGGACGGUCACUCCCUCUGACCUGCGGGGGCGAGCGAGCAGUGAGUUCGAGUGGGACGACACCUCAAGAGAGAGCAGCGAGACGAGUAGCAGAGGAGACUCCAGACCCCGCCUGGUCCUCCCCUCACUCCUCCCUCACGAUCUGUCCUCGCGGUUCGACUUGGAGGAGUGCGAAGCCGCCACCAUGUUGGUGUCAUUAGGGAGCUCCCGCUCCGGCACCCCUUCCUUUUCUCCCAUUUCCAACCAGUCGCCCUUUUCCCCUGCCCCCUCUCCCUCACCCUCGCCAUUGUUCGGUUUCAGGCCGGCCAACUUCUCCCCGAUCAACGCGUCCCCGGUCCUGCAGCACCGGAGGCACCGGCAGCCCAGUGGCACGGGGGGAGGAGGGGGAGGGGGCAGUAAGGCAGCGACCCCGGCCGGAGGUGGAGAGAGGGAGAGACACAUGUCAGGCAUCCAGCCCUCUUUCCACAGCAACCUGACGUUCACGGUCCCCAUGAGCCCCAGCAAGCGGAAGCCAGACGGGCCCGCUCCGCCGCCCCUCCCGUCACACCACCACGACUACACCCCCAAAACCGAGCUGGAGCAGGGCGACCUCAACAACUCUUUCAGGGUGCUUUCCCCCCAAACGCCGGCUUCACAUUCCCGCACACACACCCCCACCUUCUCCCGGCCCAGAGGAGUCACCACCCCCUCCUCCAGCAGGCCCCCGUCCUCCACGGCCGCCUCCCCUCCUCCUCUGCUGGUGUCCCCGACUCCCCCUUCUCCUCUGGCGGCCGACGGAGGCCCUCGUCGUGUGGUCCCCGUGUCCCAGCAGGCCUUACGGGACUCCCCCGUCAUUGUGAGGAAUCCUGAAGUCCCACUGGCAAAGUUUACAGAGUGUCCCCUGGGAAGAGGAGGAGGAGGAGGAGGAAUAGAUGGAGGGAUAGAAAACGCUUCAUCUAAAGAUAUAACUCUAACCUCCCUCACUCCUCAGCCAAUCUCGGGCCUCCAGGUUCCCGUCCCCAUCAACGCCGCCACGGCCACAGUCCCCAACGGCGCCGUCCUCCUGCGGAGCCCGGCCCAGACCCUGGUGCUCGUGUCUCCCUCACCUUCCUCCUUGCCCUCCAGUGACACCACUGCCACCACCCUCCAGGCCCUGUCGGUUACCGUCAGCACAACAGUCACGGCUGCCGCGCCGAGCAGCGCGGACAGCUCCGGGGAGCCGGGGGAGAACCGGAGCGCGGGGUUUGUUGGCGAGGUCCAGCAGCCGGUCCCCUGUCACCCCUCUCCCACCGCUCUGCUGCCCCUGAUCCUGCCGGCGGAAAGUCUUCACCCCGUACCGCGCAAGGACAUCAUCAUGGGACGUCCUGGCACAGUGUGGACCAAUGUCGAGCCCAGAUCAGUUCCAGUCUUCCCUUGGCAUUCGCUGGUCCCAUUUCUAGCACCUACCCAGUCAGAUGCUCCCUCUCAGCCAGGAGAGGGCCAGCACCCAGUUAACCACCCCCAAGCAGCGAGUCUGAAGACAGAAUGUCAGGGGGUGGCAGCGCUGUCACUGGAGCCUGCAGAGGCCCCUCCCACCGCAGAGAGAGGUCCCCCGUCCCGGCCCCCCCCUUCCUCUGAUGAGCCGCCUCCAGAGAAGGAGAAAGGAGAUGCAGAGAGGGAGAGGCCAGACAGUGAAACUGAGAGUGACGUGGAUGACCCCUUCCUCCCGGGAGUCAUACCAGAGCAGCCCCUCACCACAUCUCCAGUGAAGAGACGCACUCAGUCCCUCAGUGCACUGCCCAAAGAUGGAGACAAGAGCAGCCCAGGAAAGAGGGAAAAGGACCACAUCAGACGACCAAUGAACGCAUUUAUGAUUUUCAGUAAGCGCCAUCGAGCGUUGGUGCACCAGCGACACCCGAACCAGGACAACCGAACAGUCAGCAAGAUUCUUGGGGAGUGGUGGUACGCCCUGGGACCUAAAGAGAAACAAAAAUAUCAUGACUUAGCCUUUCAGGUGAAAGAGGCCCACUUUAAGGCCCACCCAGACUGGAAGUGGUGCAACAAAGACAGGAAGAAGUCCAGCUCUGAAGGUCGUGGGGUCCCAGGGGGCAAAGACAUCAGAGAGAGGAGUAUGUCUGAAUCCACAGAGCCCCAUUCUGUGGAGCUGAAGGGAGUCAUUGCGGGUGUAGUGGGAGUUUCAGAGAGGAGCGCAGCAGAGGGUCCUGUGGGUCAGCUUACUCGUCCCAGAGCUUUCUCUCAAAGUGCCGUGCACAGUCUGGAGCGGGGCGACCGGGGAAACACACAAGCUCUGGCAGAGCUGGCACAGAUGUGCGGGGACGGUGGCAGUCAGUUUUCGAGCCACGCUCCUCCGCUGUCGCAGUCUCAGCGGGGAGUCAGCGAGGACAUGACCAGCGACGAGGAGCGAAUGGUCAUCUGUGAGGAGGAGGGUGACGAUGAUGUCAUUGAGGACCCUUAUCCGAGCAGUUCCAUAGACCUCAAGUGUAAAGAGCGAGUGACUGACAGCGACAGUGAGAACGGUUCAGGGGAUGAAAGCGAUCGCAAGAGAGUUUUUGCUCCAGUCAUCUGCUCCUCUGCAUCAUCCUCAUCCUCACAUCACACCCCUCAUGGCAGGAGUGUCUCACUGUCCUCUUACCCCACCAGCAAGCGAUACGACGAGGGGAGAUCAGGAGGGGGAGGCUUCUCUGACCUCAGGAGGAAGGAGAGAGGAGAGGGAGAUGGUAAAGAUGCAUUUGGGUGCGAGGGAGGCGGGAAUGUUCCCACCUCCUCUCUCUCCCUCUCCUCUGGCCAGUCAGUCCCUUCUCCAGCUGGAGGGCCUCCGUCCUCAUCAGUAGGUCCCCUGGGCUCCAACCCCCUCCUGGGCAUUGGCGCCGUGAGGGUGGCCUCCACGGUGGUCACCAACGUGAUGCGCCCUGUCAUCAGUACUCCGCUCCCGAUCGCCAGCAAACCCAGAGACGGAGGCACUUCUUCCAGCCCACACCCACCAGACAGGAAGUCCCUGACCCCCCAGCAGCAGCAGCAGCACCACCACCACCACCACCAACUGGUGCUUGGUUCCGGAUCAGGAGCCGGGGCCUCGGCUCCAGGGGGUGGGUACUACUCCUCGUCGUCUCCUAAUCCCGUAGGUGGAGCGGGCCCAGGCGGUGUGGUGACUAAUUUGGUGUUAGGGGGAGCUUUGUCUGCCCAGCCCGCUGUACAGCUCAUCACCCCCUCCCCUCAGCCGCACCCCUCCCCGCAGCAGACCCUCUCCUCCACAGCCGUCUCAGCCCCACACAGCCAAGCCAACGGGCCCCUGCCUCUGCCCUUGCUUCAGCCCCAGUUUCUCCCCGCCUCCUCACUGGCUCCCCCUGGGGGUAAGGCCAUCACACAAGUCCAGUACAUUCUGCCAACCCUACCUGCCAACAACAACAACAACAACAACCACCCCAAGAGUCCACCUCAGCAGCUCAGCCAGCCAACCAGUAUCUUCAACCUGCCCACAGCCCCACCGACACACAUGUCCCUGGCCAACGGAAAACAGCAGGGCGCAAGUUCACUGGCAGGAUACACGUCCAGCCCGGCGGUGGGAGUGGUCAGUCCGGGGACCAGAGUGCAAACCCAGUCUCCGGUGCUCCAGGGUAAAAUGCUUGUUCCCAUGGCAACAGUUCGAACUGCGCCAGCCCCCACCCAACAGUUUCCCAUUGUGGCUCCACCUGUUCCUGUCCAGAACGGCGCUCAGUCCGGAAGCAAGAUCAUCCAGAUUGCCCCCAUGCCUGUGGUGCAGUCCCAGCUGCCUCAGGGUGGAGCGGUGCAUCCCGCUAGCCCCUUUCCAGUAACGGUGGGCGCCGCAGCCGUGGUGGCUCCGGGAUCAGCCCCUUCACAGGCCGUGCUGCUGCCGCCAGCACCAACAAGGAUCACCUAUGUCCAGUCCACUCCGGGGGUCCCAUCCACCAUCCCCGUCGUGUCCACCACCACCACCGGCGCUUCUCCCACCCAGCAGGCCGUGCCUGUGCCCGGGUCGGCGUACGUCCCCUCGCCCCUCGCCACGCUCGGGUUCACAGCCAUCGCGCCGCCCGGGCAGACGCUCGUUCAGCCGCUGAUCGCAGGUCAGCCCCCCCUCAUAGCCGCCGCUCAGUCUCCGCAGCCCUCCACCUCGGCCCCCGCCUCGGCCUCCGGAGGACAGAUAGUCACGGCCAUCUACCCUUCUUCACCUAGCGUCACCAUGGCAACAGGGGUGGUCUCCAUGGCAGCGGUGCCCCCCAGCGUGGUGUACUCCGUCUCCAGCCCCUCCAGCGCUUCCCCCCACAUCCUGCCCAAGCACACCGCGACGCCCGUCGCCGUCACGCACCCACACCCGCAGGCUCACGCCGACAGACAGGCGGACCGGCCGGCCGAGCUGCUGACGCAUCCAGACAGGCAGCUGGAGAGGCAGGCGCAGACCGCCGCCAGCAGCAGCGGCGGCGGCGGCAGCUCAGUGGCGCCUCCCAGUGGCCCAGCUGUGUCCUUAAGGCCCUGCAGUCCUCUUCAGAUGCAGACGCCUGGCAGUGCGCCGGGCACGCCCAAGCUAACCCCGCUCCCGGUGCGAAUCCCGCAGAAGGUGAAGGCGACAGUGGCCACCAUCCCCGUGGGCAGCUAUGAUGGGGGGGGCCGGGGAAAGGAGAGAGAGCGGGACAAAGACAGGGAGAGAGAACGGGAGAGAGAGAGGGAGAGAGAAAAGGAAGCGGCAGUAAACAGUCACUUUUCCUUUGAUCCCGAGCCGGCGGGGCAGACCAGGUCUCCGUCGGCACAUCCCAGCGACGAGCCGCCGCCCCUGCCGCCCCCCGACAGAGGCCCGGAGGGAUGCGGCGCCGCAGAGGCCUCUGAAGCCAAGAACAGAGAAAGCACAACCAAAGAGGCUGGCUGGAAGGAGUCCCUCCCUUCCUCGCCUCUCCCCCCUCCCACAGCCGCCGAGCCCACCCUGCCUCCCCCACAGACCGACAAAGACGGCCCGACUCCCAAAAAGGUCAAAGCUCGCCCACCUCCGCUGAAGAAGACCUUCGACUCGGUGGACAAGACGGGCAGGGUGUUGUCGGAGGUGUAUUUUGAGGAACGCUUCGCCGAGCUGCCCGAGUUCCGGCCCGAGGAGGUCCUGCCUUCACCCACCCUGCAGAGUCUGGCCACUUCCCCCAGAGCCAUCCUGGGCAGCUACCGCCGCAAGAGGAAGAACUCAACAGAUUUGGACUCAGCCACUGAUGAUCAAGUGUCUCCAAAGAGGAAGAGUCGGCGGCGCUCCAGCUGCAGCUCUGAGCCCAACACGCCUAAAAGUGCUGCGAAGUGCGAGGGAGACAUCUUCACCUUCGACAGAGCAGCGCUCCAUGUGCAUGCUCCCCUCCCAGCCCCGGAUGGAGAGGACAUCCUGGCAGAACUGGAGUUCGAUAAGGUGCCGUACUCGUCCCUGAGACGCACUCUGGACCAGAGGAGGGCGCUGGUCAUGCAGCUGUUCCAGGAGCAGGGCUUCUUUCCGUCAGCUCAGGCCACCGCAGCCUUCCAGACCAGAUACUCCGACAUCUUUCCCACCAAGGUGUGUCUGCAGCUGAAGAUCAGGGAGGUCCGGCAGAAGAUCAUGCAGACCGCCACUCCCUCCGACGCCUCCGACCUGGUGGGCUCCCUGCCCGGACCCUCAGGCUCUCAGUCAGGGGAGGCGUCCGCGAGAGGAGGGGUGGACCUGCAGGACGAAGACGUGGAACAGGGUACAGACGCCGUCCCAGAGGACGCCCGGGACUCCCAGGACUCCUCCAGAUGAGGGGCGCCGACGCGUUUCAUUGACCAAUCAGUAUCCGGUGACCUUCUCACCCCACGCACAAACACGCUGUCAUGCUUUUCUCACCGCGCUCGGGUCAGAUUCUGAGUCUCCUUCCAUCCUCCGAAGCCAACCUUUGAGAGUGAGAAUGGUUUGAAAUGUUGGGACCUACUAUUUUCUCUUUUUUUUUUUUUUUUUUUUCGACACGUGAUCCUUACACCAAAAAAAAGGACCCUUUGAAAAGCAGUGGCACAAAAACUCCCACACGCCUCCACCACGUGUACACACACACCCACACACACACACACACACACACCAUGCAAACUCUUUUACUCCCUCACUUGAAUUAGCAAUCUGUAUUUAACCACCCUGGAGGAAACUCCCAUCGAUGCCAGUGAACGAAGGACCACUGUGUAGAGCUGCACUCAUCUGCCUUGAAGGAGACAAGAAAAAAAAAAAACCAAACAGGUUCUCACGUUGGACUGAGAGACCCGCGGUGACGGUCGGCGCUUUUAGAAUUGGACAUUCUAUGUUUUUGAUAUUUGUUUUAGAGGAUCUGCUUGAGGAGCAACCUUGUAUGUAUGUGUUGUAACCUGGUGUUUAGUUUCCGCUGCCUCUCGGGGGCUGGGCCCCCAACAGGCGGAAACCUCUUGAUUUGAUGGGACGAGUCGUUGCAGUGGACCUGGAAAGAUGUUUUUUGUUUUGUUUUUUUACAUUUUUUCUUUUCUUUCAUUCUUUUUACUCGCCUGUAGACCUUCAGGGGAGGUUUACCAGGAGUGACUGAAAAACAAACUGACUGAAACUUAAAGUGGACUUUUGGCAGUGCCAUCAUUCCUGUUGUUUUACCUGACUGGCCGAGUCCUCCCUUCUCGCGGCUGAGCCGAGCACGCGCCAGUAGGUAGGAACCAAGCAUUCCUGUGCCUCUUGUUCGCUAGCCAUGAAGGAAGGAGGUGGGCCAGAGUCACCGGGCACAUCCUGGCUCUUACUUUCAGAGGUCGGGGCUGAUAAGACCUUAAUCCUCUAUUUGCCAAGCAGUUUUAUUAACUUUUUUU
Salarias fasciatus (jewelled blenny) is the source of this 9645-nucleotide messenger RNA. It is a transcript of the gene cicb, whose product is annotated as capicua transcriptional repressor b. The record is from RefSeq and is a predicted model, not a curated record. Gene Ontology annotation, molecular function: DNA-binding transcription factor activity, RNA polymerase II-specific; RNA polymerase II transcription regulatory region sequence-specific DNA binding. Lineage: Eukaryota; Metazoa; Chordata; Actinopteri; Blenniiformes; Blenniidae. The transcript is spliced from 22 exons. Gene Ontology annotation, biological process: regulation of transcription by RNA polymerase II. Bases 362 to 8596 code for a protein of 2744 amino acids. Gene Ontology annotation, cellular component: nucleus.